Messenger RNA from Prunus armeniaca (apricot), 438 nucleotides. The record is from the annotation of a GenBank genome assembly. Lineage: Eukaryota; Viridiplantae; Streptophyta; Magnoliopsida; Rosales; Rosaceae.
AUGUUGGGAGAUGUGGAUGCGUGUUUGAAGAAGAAAGCAAGUCAAGAACCAACUCAGGUGAUCUCAACAACUACUAGUGCAUCUAAGCUUAACGAGUAUAUUUGUAUUGACGAUGAUAUCAUUAAAGUUAGAGGAAUCAAAACUAAGACCAAACUUGUUGGCAAUUCUAAAAGGCCAAAGAAUGCUUUGGAAAAGCUCACAAAGAAGAAAAAGCCUCGAAAUAAAGAAGAAUGUGCUCUAUUGGAACAAGAACCUGAUUCUCACAAUAAGACUAUUCACAUGCCAACCCAAUCUCAAGCAACAAUGGAUAUUUCACAGGCAGAAUUACCACAACAAGAAGAAUUAAGCUUACUGAGCUCUGAAGGACUAGACUUGCUGAGCUCUGAGUUGACAUGCAGUGCCAAGACACAUGAUAUGGACGUCCAAGAUGUUGAAUGA